This is a messenger RNA of Galeopterus variegatus (Sunda flying lemur), 3083 nucleotides long. It is a transcript of the gene FGF14, whose product is annotated as fibroblast growth factor 14. Gene Ontology annotation, biological process: positive regulation of cell population proliferation; regulation of cell migration; positive regulation of protein phosphorylation. Gene Ontology annotation, cellular component: cytoplasm. Gene Ontology annotation, molecular function: growth factor activity; fibroblast growth factor receptor binding. Bases 399 to 1157 code for a protein of 252 amino acids. The record is from RefSeq and is a predicted model, not a curated record. NCBI's taxonomy places the organism in Eukaryota, Metazoa, Chordata, Mammalia, Dermoptera, Cynocephalidae. The transcript has 5 exons.
UUUUUUUUCUUUCUUUCCCUUUUUUUUUCUUUCUCUCCUAGGGACUACACAAUGGCAGUCCUCUCUCAGUAAGAUGAAUCCUGCUUUGCCUUCUGCAGAUCCACCCAUCCUCAUAGCGAUCAAGUAAAAGGCUAUGGUUUUCUCUUUGGGGAUCUUUUGUGCAUUACUGUUCUCCCUGAUUAGUUUUGAUCUCACUUGGGAUUUCUUUGCUUUUUUGUUUGGCUUCGUAUUGAAAAAGGAUUUUUUUCCCAAGCCUUCGGUAAUAAGCCGGUGGUGAUCGAGGGGGGAAUAAAUCAUUCACCCUGGCCGAAAAAAAACAAUCACUGAGAAGUCUCAAAGAAAUAUACCACGUGAGGGGAGAACACUGGGAGAAGAUCCGGAAUAUUAUCGUUUUUCCUAUGGUAAAACCGGUGCCCCUCUUCAGGAGAACUGAUUUCAAAUUAUUAUUAUGCAACCACAAGGAUCUCUUCUUUCUCAGGGUGUCUAAGCUGCUGGAUUGCUUUUCGCCCAAAUCAAUGUGGUUUCUUUGGAACAUUUUCAGCAAAGGAACGCAUAUGCUGCAGUGUCUUUGUGGCAAGAGUCUUAAGAAAAACAAGAACCCAACUGAUCCCCAGCUCAAGGGUAUAGUGACCAGGUUAUACUGCAGGCAAGGCUACUACUUGCAAAUGCACCCUGAUGGAGCUCUCGAUGGAACGAAGGAUGACAGCACUAAUUCUACACUGUUCAACCUCAUACCCGUGGGACUGCGCGUCGUUGCCAUCCAGGGCGUGAAGACGGGGUUGUAUAUAGCCAUGAAUGGAGAAGGUUACCUCUACCCAUCAGAACUUUUUACCCCUGAAUGCAAGUUUAAAGAAUCUGUUUUUGAAAACUAUUAUGUAAUCUACUCAUCCAUGCUGUACAGACAACAGGAAUCUGGUAGAGCCUGGUUUUUGGGAUUAAAUAAGGAAGGACAAGUUAUGAAAGGGAACAGAGUAAAGAAAACCAAACCAGCAGCUCAUUUUCUACCCAAGCCAUUGGAAGUUGCCAUGUACCGAGAACCGUCUUUGCAUGAUGUUGGCGAAACGGUCCCGAAGGCUGGGGUGACGCCGAGCAAAAGCACAAGUGCGUCUGCAAUAAUGAAUGGAGGCAAACCUCUCAACAAGAGCAAGACAACAUAGCCAGACCCGCGCGGGUGUUGUGACUUACUCGUCCCGAGCACAGUUGAGUGAUUUAUCCUCUCCAGACAUUCCUGCUCCCAUGGCUGAAGAGCAGCUGGAAGUGAGCUGACGCUGGCUCCUUGCUGUCUCGAAACUUCUUUGUUGCAAGCGGAUAAAUCUCAACCUGUUGCACCCCCCACAACAAGAAGACACUGGACAACCAGCUAAACUCAGACCAUGGAAUGCCCUCCCAGAUAUGGAAUGCCUUUUUAAUAUCUUUUCUGUGACUGUGACUUCAUGUGAAUGACAUACUUCACAAGUACACUCGAUACCUUGCCUGCUGACAGCUCCCCAUAAUCCUUUUUGAGUCCUGUUUCAGCGAAAUCCAUGUGUUUCAGUUCAAUUUUGUAGCACACAAAUAAUACUGAGUAAUUUCUAGUUAGACGCUGUAAACCUGUGCUAUUAUGGAUUUCUCUUCUUCCCGUUUUUACAGGGCUGCUCGCUCCACUGUCUGUGACCUUUUGCAGGGAUUGUGUUCCUCUAAAUCUUAAAUGUUGCAGUUGGCUUAGUUCGGAGAGCAAUCAGGGAAUCAGGAAGCCUUCUAGACCUAUUAUUACAAAUUGCAUCUAUAAAGAUUAAGAUUGUUGUCUCUGGCUCGCACUAUCGAUUAAACACACAUAUACGCUCUAUCCAGUAGCAGCUACCAUGCUCCCGAGGUCGGCAUUGCCUGUGUGGGAAGUGGGUCAAACACAAUCUAUGGGAAGUUCUCUAUGAUACGUGUUUGACAUCCCCCUAUAGUUUGUGUGUGUGUGUGUGUGUGUGUGUGUGUGUGUUUUAUACAUAUCACAAGCUUACUGGUAAUGGUAACAUUUGCCUUGCCCAGCGAGCAAGACCCACUGGUUUUUGAGAAAGUGGGUCCAAAGAAUUCUGUAGGCCUUGUAGGCCUGAUUAAGGUUCAUUUUUCAUCUAUUAACCCUCAUUAUUUGGAAAAAAGGAAAAAAACAAGAAGAAAAAUCAAUAAUUCUGACCUACAAGAAUUGCGCUACCUAAAUCCAUUUCAGAUGUAGUCCUUCCUGUUUUUAAUGACUCGAACUUAACGUCAUCCCUUUUUUGGCUGCGUUCCACUCAUACUCAGCAGGGCAUGGGCAGGGCGGCUGUUGUGUUCCUUUCUGCAGCAGCAAUGCAAAUGUUAGUUAUAAAUUAGACUUUAAUAUUUUUGGUGUUUAAUGACAAGUUUUUAAACUGGACAUAUUAGAAAAAAAUAUUUUUUUUUUUAGCUCAGCAUGCUGAGUCCAGUACUGUGUAUUUCACCAGUACAUACCUCUAACUCAGUUCUCUGGGGCCCGUAUUGCCCAGUGGCUGUGUUAGAGGUGCCUUGCCAUGAUCUCAGAAUACAGUCUGUUGAAUCACCCUAGGUAAAAAUAAAAGGCAAACCAACACAUUUGAACAUCACGAUGUUGGUUCAUUCCAAUUUGCUUUUGUUUUAUUUUGCUUUCUUAACUUCCUUUUAAAUUUAAUACUGCUGAACUGAGCUUAGGGAAGUCAACUGCUAAGAAAUGUCAGGAAUAGUUGACUACGCAGUGGAGAUUCCAUGCAAAAUGUUCAAUAUUGGAUAUAAAGAGCUUCAAAAUGUUUAAUAUUAAACUGUUUGGAAAUAUAUUUGUUAAUUCUGUGUACACUUAAUAAAAUUCAAUGUUUUCUUCUCAGAAGAGUUCAUGGAGACCAAACUGAACCUCAUUUAUAGAAAACUAUUUGUGGGAUCAAUGUACUGGCCUCUUGUUACUAUCUCCAUGUGGAAGGAUGACCCCGUUGCCAUUUUUCCCCAUCUGCACUGUAGUUACUGGGAAAUUAUUUUGUCACUGCUUUUAUAAAUCUCCAUGAUAGCCCUUGCCCGGCAUUUAAAAAUUUUGGUGUGCUUAGCAGAUUAAAGGUUUAGUAUAAAUUUAA